Formica exsecta is the source of this 394-nucleotide messenger RNA. RefSeq names its product E3 ubiquitin-protein ligase TRIM9-like. The annotation marks the transcript as partial. The transcript has a single exon. Lineage: Eukaryota; Metazoa; Arthropoda; Insecta; Hymenoptera; Formicidae. The record is from RefSeq and is a predicted model, not a curated record.
GAGGAAUGCGUGGCGCUCGAGGGAGAGGUCGAGGAUCGGGUGGCGAAUCUGGUGAGCCUCCUGCAGGCGAGAAAGUCGCGACUGAUCGAGGCCGCUCGGCAAACCCGCGAGGCCAGGGUACGCUCGUUGCGUGACCAAGUGGCCAGAUGUGCCACGCAUCUGCAGACAACCACGGCGUUGCUCACCUUCUGCAUAGAGGCGUUGAAGGAGACGGACAGCGCGGCCUUUUUACAGAUCGGUGGCAUGUUGUCGGUACGGGCGGCGACCGCCGCCGGCUCCUGGGGCGGCGCCGAGGGUGUCCAGGAAAUCGCCCGUCUGCCGUUGCUGGAUCUCACCCUGGACGACAAACCGCUGCGACGCGCCAUCGAUCAGCUCACCUUCGUCCAGCUGAAAC